This is a messenger RNA of Penicillium verhagenii, 2385 nucleotides long. RefSeq lists its product as uncharacterized. NCBI's taxonomy places the organism in Eukaryota, Fungi, Ascomycota, Eurotiomycetes, Eurotiales, Aspergillaceae. The transcript has a single exon. The record is from RefSeq and is a predicted model, not a curated record. Bases 1 to 2385 code for a protein of 794 amino acids.
AUGCCAAAGCUUCAUACGGCCUUGGCCUUCUUACCUUUGUUUUCAUUCUCUCUGGCCCAGCAGAAUGUCUUUGGUCAACCUUCUCACCGGCAAUAUACGCUUAACGACAUAGUGCCCACUACCGAUCAGUCCUCCGGAAACGUCAAGUGCUGUCCAACGGGCACAGAGUUUGAUGGUCAAGCCUGCGUUUUGGGCGUUCCAAUCUGCCCUUCUGGCAGUACCCGUGAUGGCGAAAAGUGUGUCUUUCACACAAAACCUCUCUGUGAUAAGGGCUAUGUGUUCAAGGACGGCCUAUGCGUCACCGACAAGAUUCCUGUAUGCAACAUUGGUACCAUUUUGAAAGGCAAUAACUGCGUUCUUGAGCAUGGCGCUUCGUGUGGAGAUGGGUACAAUCUGGAAGGCAAUGUUUGCAUUUCACAAAAGCCUCCUGCCUGUCAAGCCGGAGAGCAAUUCGUUGGUGGAUCUUGUGCUUCUCUGGUAGGACCUAAGUGCAAAGAUGGCUCAAACAUUGAGGGUGGCAAUUGCAUCGAUGAGAAGCCACCUGGUUGUCCUAAGAGUGCCCGGUAUGACGCAACAAGCUUCCGCUGUGUCUCCGAGUUUGAACCCGGUUGCUUAGAGAACACUGUCCUUCAAGACAAGCAGUGUGUUUCAAAAACCCCACCAGCCUGCCCAGACGGAAGCUCCUUCAAUCUCAAAUCCCAUUCAUGUAUCUUGCCAGCGAAGCCCCAAUGUCCCUCAGGUACAGAAUUGGAUGGGACCCUGUGCAUUCUUUUCGGUGGUCUACUUUGUGAAGCUGGGACAGUCAUAUCCAUUGACAAGGCACAUGGGUCUGCUCGUUGCUGCCCAGCGUCAAUGAGCUGGGAUGGACAGGUUUGCUUCACAAAGCCCAACAACGGCAAGUGCCCUGAUGGCAAGCCUCCAACCAAUGAUCGCUGCGAGAAGCACUCCAACCCCCAGCCGACAUGUCCAUCUGGUACCAAGAUCGACAAAGCUCGCUGUGUCUUACAGGAGCCACCUAAGUGUGCCCAAGGUGCCUACCUUGAGAAUGGCGAUUGCGUCCUCGUCCGCAAGGCUGAAUGUGCCAAGCCUCUAGUCAUGGUGGGCAAGGACUGCAUCCACAAAGAGCCCCCUGUUUGUCCAUCAAACACAAAACUUGUGGGCAACAAGUGUGUCAGCUAUAUCCAGCCAUCUUGUGAAGAGCCUGCAGCGUGGGAUGGCAAGCGUUGUGUCGUCAGCAGCCAUGGAUACUGUGAGACGGGCGUUCAGCAUGGUGAUGAUUGUGUUACUGGCAGUCAGCCAGGAUGCACAGACGAUGCCUUGUUCUCUGGCGACAAGUGUAUCGCCAAGAUCAAGCCAAAAUGCCCCGACGGGUCUUUCCUCAAUGGAAAAGGAGAUUGUCUUGCCGGCACCCCUCCUCAGUGUCCUGCCAAUACCAGGCUUCAAGAUGGCAACUGCGUCUAUAGUCUUCCUACCUGUGCCCCCGGACAGCUUUUUGUCAAUAAACGCUGUGAAAGCGCUAGCCCGCCUUCUUGUCCUGAAAACUUUAUCUACAAGGAAGGAAAAUGUACCCGACUUUCGGAAGGACAUUGUGAAGAUGGCUACGUACUAAAGGACGGUCAGUGCAUUUCUAGCGCGAGGCCUGACUGUGGAAAACUUUCAUUUAACGGAAAGGUUUGCGUUGGUGAGAAGCCGUUCUGUCCUCAAGGAACCUACCUUGAAGGCGAUAGCUGCUUUUCGGUCAGUGAGCCUCAGUGUCAACAAGGCUUCAAGUUCGACGGUAAGAGGUGCAGUGCAUUUAAGGCACCUUCUUGCCCGCCAGGUACGGUGUAUGACAAGUCCAGUGAAGAUUGUGUCUCUGUGAUGCAACCUAAAUGCCCAGGUAACCAGUCCUUUAACGGCAAGUACUGCGCUGCGAUCAGUGGUGAUUGCAUGGAUUUCCAAUACUGCCCAACUGAAUCUUAUGGAAAGGGAUGUCACCGUACGCAAACUGGAGUUUACUGUGUUGGAGAGCCAGUGUCAACUACGCCAGAUCAAGGCAAAAUCCAGACUAAACAGCCCGGUCCUGUAGAUACCAAUAUCAGCUUUGGAGAUACAGGCCCCCAGCCCCAGAGAUCCACAGAACCCACGAAGCCUCCGAUUGGAUAUCCCAGUCAAGGGCAGGGCAACUGGAACGAGCAACCUCAAGCUGGAUACCCAAGCCAAGGUCAGGGCAACUGGAACGAGCAGCCUCAAGUUGGAUACCCAAGCCAAGGUCAGGGCAACUGGAACGAGCAGCCUCAAGCUGGAUACCCUAGUCAAGGCCAGGGCAACUGGAACGAGCGACCUCAAGCUGGAUAUCCUAGUCAAGGUCAGGGCAACUGGAAUGAACAGCCAGGCUCAGACUAG